This is a messenger RNA of Erigeron canadensis, 1401 nucleotides long. Its product is annotated as dof zinc finger protein DOF5.7-like. The transcript has a single exon. Gene Ontology annotation, biological process: regulation of DNA-templated transcription. The record is from RefSeq and is a predicted model, not a curated record. NCBI's taxonomy places the organism in Eukaryota, Viridiplantae, Streptophyta, Magnoliopsida, Asterales, Asteraceae. Gene Ontology annotation, molecular function: DNA-binding transcription factor activity; DNA binding. The coding region runs from base 170 to 1246 and encodes 358 amino acids.
CAUCUUCCAUCUUUAAAGAUCAUGCAUGAAUCCUAUCAUUUGAGUGCAUCUUUGCCUCUUCCAAAGGAAACUCAAACUACCCACAUUAUACUUUUCCUAUUCCCUCACUCAUAAAUUGUUAUUUAGGGUUUUCUAUCAUAUAAACACCGUUAUAUUAUUCGGAAUAUCUAUGUUAUCUUACAACAUAGAAUCAAAACAGGCGAAUAAAGAUGAAGGCCAAAGCACCGCUGGUACUGGUGGUGGAAGUGGAAGUGGUGCGCGGAAAACAUCUUCGACAUUGAGGCCACCAGAAGAAAUCCUCAAGUGCCCAAGAUGUGAUUCGCCCAACACAAAGUUUUGUUACUACAAUAACUAUAGCCUCGCCCAACCAAGACACUUCUGCAAGGCAUGCAGAAGGUACUGGACUAAAGGCGGGGCUCUUCGUAGCGUCCCUAUUGGAGGCAGUUGCAGAAAGAACAAGAAGACAAAAUCUAGUUCUUCGAGGUUUUUAAUAGGAGAGUCUUCCUCCAAAAAUUCGUCUUCUGAUAUUGGAGGGAUGAAGUAUUAUGGUCUUUCUACCCUAGAUUUUAAUCUUGGUGGAUUAAGUAAUUACCCUCCUAGGGUCACAACUAACAACCAAUUGUCUUCUUCAUAUAAUGUUGACACAUCAAGUAAUCCUUCUUUUGUAAAUCUUGAUCCAUUAGGGUUUCAUUUGCCUUUUUCAUCAUUUCAUACUUUAAUGAAACAAGGAGAUCAUCAACAACAACAUAGUCAAAGUGGAGAAGUAGGGUUGGCAAAUUUGCAUGAAAUUCCUACAUAUAACCAACUUCAUCAUCACAAUACUGAUCUUGCUUCUUCUAUAGAGUCUUUAAGCUCUAUAAACCAAGAUUUACACUGGAAGCUUCAACAACAAAGACUAGCUAUGUUAUUUGGCGGUGGUGGUGGCAGUGACAAAGAAAGCGAUCAUCAACAACAGAAAAAACAAGUAGAUUUUGAACAACCGGCCGCUCAGAAAUUACAACCCAUUUUGUUUCAAAAUCUUGAGAUUUCAAAACCAGCACAAUCCUUAAUGGAUGGUGAUCCAAGAAAAGGUAUCGCGGGUGGUGCUAGUGGUUUGGCAACUGAAUGGUUCUUUGAUAAUAGUUAUGCGCCGGCCACGAAUAUCAAUCCGGAGACUUCAACCAAUAGCAACAGCGGAGGGAAUGAUCAAAAUGGAAGCAUAAAUAAUCAUUGGAAUGGGAUUCAAAAUUGGAAUCAGUUGAAUUAAGUACGUCCAUCUACUAAAAUUAAUUCCAUAUGAAGAAUAUUAUUAAGGUAGUUUAUCUUUUAAUUAACUCUUACUUGUAUUAUCAUGUCUUCUUUUUUACUUUAAUUAACAUUGGUUGUUAUUUAACCAAGCUAUGACGAGGAUUAAUAAGUUCU